GGUAACCAUGGUUAAAUAAAUCCACACUCAACUCAACCAGUUGGGUUUACUUCCUUUCUUUCACUUCACCACCACCUCCUCCCUCUCUUCUUUCCCCUUCUUCUUCUGCUCCUCUUCUUCUUACCUCAUUCACUCCUUUUGUUUUUAACACAGAACAUGUGAGUGAGUCACACCAAUGGUUUGAGUCUUUCUCUCAUUCUAAGCUCUAAGCUCAGUCACCUCUUGUGUGGCUUGGUCUAAAGUGUAAAUUAAGAUUUCUGCCAAACUUGGAUUUUCUCAGAUCUAUCCUACUUCUCUUUUUAUCCUUUUAUCCUGUUUCGAAAUCGUCAUCAUCACCUUUUGAUUUGCAAGAUCAUAAUUUUUCUGUUUUGGGUUUCCUCUCUUCCACCUCAUUGCUCAUUUUUUUUUUCUCUGGUUGGUUUUUCCUUGUCAAAAAUUGAGUUUUUUUGGCUACCCUCCAAGCAGAUCCCAGUUGGGGAGUAUAAAAUUUUCAGUUUUUAUCAGUACCCUCUUUUUAGACUCCCCUGAUGUUCUAGAUUUCAAGAUUUGUUUUCUCACUCUCUUGUUUCGGCCUAGAUCUGUUCCCACUUUUUCUGGCUUUAGAUCUUGGUUUUCUCCAUGAUGUGGUAGAACUUCAAAUUUAGGAGCCUUACCUUUCCGGGGUGUUUUUGUUUUUCCUAUCCUUGUAUGGAGUAUGAAAGCUUUCCUGGAAAGUUUGGGAGUUUGGAUCACUGAGUAAGAGAAAGAGAAACGUCAAGAAAAAAAAUGAUGAAUUAUUUCCCCGACGAGGUAAUAGAGCACAUAUUUGAUUAUGUGGUUUCACACCGUGACCGGAACGCUUUGUCUUUGGUGUGUAAAAGUUGGUACAGGAUAGAGAGGUGUACGAGGCAGAGGGUGUUCAUAGGGAACUGUUACUCUAUCUCUCCAGAGAGGUUGAUCCAAAGGUUUCCUGGUCUCAAGUCUUUGACUUUGAAGGGAAAGCCUCAUUUUGCUGACUUCAGUUUGGUUCCUUACGGGUGGGGUGGUUUUGUGUGUCCAUGGAUUGAGGCUCUGGCCAAGAGCAGAGUUGGGUUGGAGGAGCUUAGGCUCAAGAGGAUGGUGGUCUCGGAUGAGAGCCUGGAGCUACUUUCUCGUUCUUUCACAAACUUUAAGUCUUUGGUUCUUGUUAGCUGUGAAGGGUUCUCCACCGAUGGCCUUGCUGCCGUAGCUGCUAAUUGCAGGUAUCUUAGGGAGCUGGAUCUGCAAGAAAAUGAAGUUGAAGAUCACAAAGGGCAGUGGCUAAGUUGCUUUCCUGAUAGCUGCACAUCGCUUGUCUCUCUGAAUUUCGCUUGCCUUAAAGGAGAGGUUAGUUUGGGAGCUCUAGAGAGACUUGUGGCCAGGUCUCCUAACCUCAAGAGUUUGAAGCUGAAUCGUUCAGUUCCCCUUGAUGCCCUGCAAAGGAUAAUGACACGAGCACCUCAACUAGCGGAUUUGGGAAUUGGAUCGUUUGUCCAAGAUCCUGAAUCAGAGGCAUUCAUAAAGCUCAAGAACACCAUUCUCAAGUGCAAGUCCAUAACCAGUUUGUCAGGACUUUUGGAAGUUGCUCCUCACUGUCUUGCUGCGAUAUUUCCCAUUUGCCCCAAUUUAACAUCCUUAAACUUGAGCUAUGCAGCAGGCAUUCAGGGCAGUGAUCUGAUAAAACUAAUUCGCCACUGUGUGAAACUACAGCGCUUAUGGAUAAUGGAUUGCAUUGGAGACAAAGGACUUGGUGUUGUAGCCAAGACAUGUACAGAUUUGCAAGAACUGAGGGUGUUUCCAUCCGUUCCCUUUGGAAAUGCAUUGGCUGUCACAGAAGUGGGACUUGUUGCAAUAUCAGUGGGGUGCCCCAAGCUUCAUUCAUUGCUCUACUUCUGCCACCAGAUGACAAAUGCUGCACUGAUUACAGUGGCCAAGAACUGCCCCAAUUUCAUCCGCUUCAGGUUAUGCAUCCUUGAUGCAACAAAACCUGACCCUGAUACAAUGCAGCCGCUGGACGAAGGUUUUGGUGCAAUUGUGCAGUCUUGCCGGCGACUGAGGCGGCUAUCACUCUCAGGGAAGUUGACAGACCAGGUUUUCCUUUACAUUGGAAUGUAUGCUGAGAAGCUUGAAAUGCUGUCUAUUGCAUUUGCUGGAGACAGUGACAAGGGAAUGCUGUAUGUGUUGAAUGGAUGCAAGAAAAUGAGGAAGCUUGAGAUAAGAGAUUGCCCUUUUGGUGACUUGGCACUUCUGACAGACGUAGGGAAGUAUGAAACAAUGCGAUCCCUUUGGAUGUCGUCCUGCGAAGUGACUGUGGGAGCCUGCAAGUUGCUGGCCAAGAAGAUGCCAAGGUUGAAUGUGGAGAUCUUCAAUGAAAGUGAGCAAGAAGAUUGCAUCUUGGAAGAUGGGCAAAGGGUAGAGAAAAUGUAUUUGUAUCGUACAUUGGCUGGGAAAAGGAAAGAUGCACCAGAAUAUGUAUGGACUCUCUAGGUGCAUUUUAGCUCAUUUAAUUUCUUGUUAUUCAGAUGUUUGUACUUGUUUCUAGGCUGACUCAUUAAUGCAAUUUUAGCCGGGUGUAGUGUUUUCUCA
Vigna angularis (adzuki bean) is the source of this 2583-nucleotide messenger RNA. RefSeq names its product protein AUXIN SIGNALING F-BOX 2. Bases 766 to 2484 code for a protein of 572 amino acids. NCBI's taxonomy places the organism in Eukaryota, Viridiplantae, Streptophyta, Magnoliopsida, Fabales, Fabaceae. The record is from RefSeq and is a predicted model, not a curated record. Gene Ontology annotation, biological process: SCF-dependent proteasomal ubiquitin-dependent protein catabolic process. Gene Ontology annotation, molecular function: protein binding. Gene Ontology annotation, cellular component: SCF ubiquitin ligase complex. The transcript is spliced from 3 exons.